UUAUUGCAAUCUUAGGUAACCAUGGCCACAAUUAACGCGUUCACAUUACAGACAAGUGACCUGUUCGAGUACGGAGUAACUUUCGUGCCAAACUUGGGAUCCACCGCCAAGGAAUCUUUUUUAAAACGUCACUUUUUGAAAGUGGGAAACGUUUACUUUUAUCAACACGAUAUCGUGCGUACGUUCGCACAGCUCGAGACUAAAAAUAUGGAGUGCGUUUUGUAUAAUCGUAAUAUGCAUUGUAAUGUAACAAUGUCGUUAAAGCUCCUUAGAAAACGGAAAAUUGACAUUGAUUUAGUGAAAAUGUGUCUGAAGGAUGUUUGUGAAUUGGUUCCGUUACCAGAAUUACCUGGCGAUAAUCCCAACGUUAGAAUUAUACCCAAGUUUAGCUAUUCAAUUCACGAAAGCGAUAGUAUUUUAUUAUUUAUUUAUUGUUGUUAUUAUCAAGUGCAAUGCGAGAACUUGAGGGAUGCGAUGUCAAAGUAUAAAAAGCCACACGACGAUGCUUUUUAUCAUAGAGCUGUAGAGUUCUUUUUAAAGAAGACAUACAUUUACAAUGAUCUAGACGAUAAAGUAUAUCGUUUCAAGACGAUAAAUUGGGAAACGAACUCUAUUACAUUGGACCCAUUUUUCGAAAGUGCCAAAUUGGAACAUCUUCACGUUGCCGAAGAACGUGCAUACGAAGAAGCUCCAACCGAUGUACGAGACAAUUUAAACAAGCUCAUUACAAAUGAUAAUUUUGGACUGGCAAUGGCAGAAGUUCGAGUAAAGACCGAAGCGCUUCCGCUAGAGACAAUUGUUUUCGGAGAUGGUGUUUCCUACACGUGCACCAAUUGGAAGGAGCACGUUUGUAAUAACGAGGUGUUAUCGUCUGUUGACUUGUGGUGUUGGGUGAUAAUGUACGAGACUAAGGACGAGUCUUUCGCGAGAAAUUGCGUAAAAAUCAUGCAAGAAAUUCAGGAAGAUACGGGUAUAGAAAUCGGCAAUCCCCUUUUUCUACCAAUCGGUGGCCGUACCAAGACGGCUUAUAAAACUGCCUUAAGUUCAAUUGAAAGUAAAGAUCUACAGCUUGUCGUGGUUGUGUUGAACGAAACGUGUAAUAAUCCUAGGGCUUUUAUUAAACGCAUGUGUUUUGUUGAAAAUCCUGUGCCGUGCCAUAUUAUUAGUAGCAAAAAUGCGCUGGGCCGUGAUGAAAUACACAGAAUAACGCUGACCAUUAACGCGAAACUCGGAGGUUCUCUGUGGUGUGUGACGUUGCCCCGUUUUAUAAUGAUUUGCAGCAUAGAUACAUACGUAGGAUUUGACGAUACAAGUCGGCCAGUGUGCAGUUUUGUAUGUAAUUUAGGUGACGACACUAUUCAGUGGUAUAGCAAAGCGACUUUCUGUAAAGGUGAUUUAAUCGGUCACCUAAAAAGAUGUCUUAUCGACAUUGUGCACAAAUAUAGCGAAAUGAAUGGCUAUCCGCCAAAGGAAAUUAUAAUAUAUCAUAGCAACAAUUGGUUAUCUACCUCAGAAAUAAGUACAAUGUACGACGGUUUGCAUCUUGAUGAAAUUGUGUUUAGUGUUAUUUUAGUUUCCAGCGUUCCUCGAGUAGAGAUUGUUAAAAGUGAAGGAAAAGUUUUGCCCGGAACAGUACUUAAUAAUGUAUUGAAUACAAACUUUGUAGAUUUUGCCUUAAUGUCUAGCGCAGCUAAUUUCGAAAUACCUCCUGCCACUCAUUACACCAUUCUUAGACGGGUUAAAAAUACCUCGUUAAGUUUCUUGCAGCAGUUAACGUAUAAGUUAUGUUAUAUUUAUUAUAAAAAAAUGGAAGUGUCCGACAUGCCUGCUCCUUGCAUUUAUGCGAGGAAGUUAAGUAAACUAGUUACAGAAGAAAUUUUUGAUAUUCCCUCUUGUAUACUCGAUAUGUAUCUUUAUUAUAUAUAAAGUUUGCACGGAUUUG
Molecule: messenger RNA, 1942 nt
Organism: Photinus pyralis (common eastern firefly)
Lineage: Eukaryota; Metazoa; Arthropoda; Insecta; Coleoptera; Lampyridae
Product: piwi-like protein Ago3
Exons: 1
Coding region: 22-1926 (634 amino acids)
Biological process (GO): regulatory ncRNA-mediated gene silencing
Cellular component (GO): P granule
Molecular function (GO): piRNA binding
Source: RefSeq, a predicted model, not a curated record